Messenger RNA from Diprion similis, 923 nucleotides. RefSeq lists its product as uncharacterized. The record is from RefSeq and is a predicted model, not a curated record. The transcript has 2 exons. NCBI's taxonomy places the organism in Eukaryota, Metazoa, Arthropoda, Insecta, Hymenoptera, Diprionidae. Bases 117 to 413 code for a protein of 98 amino acids.
AGGCAGCAGUGUUGCUAAAUGCUGAGAGCGGGCGACAUAUGAAGAGGAAUUAAAAAAAUUUUAAAGCUUAGACGUUUGAAUAUUUUUUUAUAACUGCUUGUGAAUUACUCCACAAUAUGUCGCAACAAAGGACGAUCAUAAAUGAGAUGGAGGUUGUUCAGGAAGCGUUAGAAGCCUCGCUACAUAAGGUUGAGCUGAUUGAGAAAAAAUUGAGGACAAAAUUGCUAACUAUUGAAAAUCGGAACAGACUAGAAAGAGAAUUAGAGGAAGUUAAGGAUGUACUCGAUCGCAAUGAGAAAGCACUAAAGGACCUGCGGCAUGAAAAUACACGGUCUUUCAUGAUCGCAGCGAGCUUUGUGUUCGCUUGUUUCUUGCUUUUUGGUCUGUAUUCAAUGAUAUACGGAGGCAUAUAAAAAAUAUUCAAGAAGCUCUGGCCAUUUCACCAAGACUGAGUUGGAAGUGAAAUUUUGUUAUCAACAUAAUUUAAAAGGAGAGAAGUGAAGUGAUGCUGCUAUAAGACAUUGUCGUAUCUGUUACAAAAAACAGUAUUAAGAAAAGGGAACUUUGAUACGUUUUUAUAAUUUUAUUAUUCCAUAUUUUUUAAGUUUUAUGUGGGGACCGACAGGGUCAUUCGUUGCUGAACACGAGACCCCAGUGAGAGAAAGCUGCUUUCGCAGGUGCCAGGUGGAAUGGCAGUGUCAGUCGCACUAGUAUUCAGUAACAAAUGAAUGACCCUGUUUGUAAUUUCAUACUGAAUAAUGUAAAAUAAACAAUUGCAAGUUAAUGUAGUAUAUUGUACAAAAGUUCGUAUUUAUUUUAAUGGGGGGAAAACGGAACAAUGAUCAAUUCUGGAUCCGUACAGAAAACGUAAGCUCAACUUUGCCCAUAUGAUCACAGAGUUCGUAAUAAAAUGAAUAUUUGUA